AUUUCCUCCACCUACCUUCAACAUGUCAAAAAUGUCACUCUCCAACAUUUUAUCCUCCAUUUGCUUGAUUAUGCUAACCUUCAUCCCCAUGUUUCUUGCUCACAAUACACCCCAACACUACGUCGACGCCCACAAUGCAGUUCGAGCUGAGGUUGGGGCCGAUCCAGUCUUUUGGGACGAAGAACUUGCAACUUAUGCUAACAAUUAUCUCGAGACAAAGAUUGCAACGUGUGAGAUGGUGCACUCCAAAGGCCCUUACGGCGAGAACCUAGCAACGCUAGAUGGCUUGUUGACAGCGGCGGCUGCAGUGCAGGCAUGGGCGGAUGAGAAGAAAUACUACGACCACAAGUCCAACACGUGCGUUGGCGGCGAGUGUCGCCAUUACACCCAAUUGGUGUGGAAGAAGAGUUUCCUAAUAGGUUGUGCCAAUGUUAAGUGCAAAAACCAUUGGACUUUGGUCUCUUGCAACUACAGUCCUGCUGGUAAUGUUCCAGGUGAGCUGCCUUAUUAG
Molecule: messenger RNA, 511 nt
Organism: Benincasa hispida (wax gourd)
Lineage: Eukaryota; Viridiplantae; Streptophyta; Magnoliopsida; Cucurbitales; Cucurbitaceae
Product: pathogenesis-related protein 1A-like
Cellular component (GO): extracellular region
Source: RefSeq, a predicted model, not a curated record